CCCCACAACAUCACUCCCCACCCCCCAGGUCUCCGGCGAAGUCUCCUCGCCCCUCGCGCUCCGCAUCUCGUCGCCGACGAACCAAAACCCCUCACAAAAUCCCUUCUGAUGCGGGCUUCAUAGUCCGGCUCCUCUGCCGUGUAGCAACUCGGAUCGACGCGGCGGCCGGCGGGAGGGCUUUUGGGUCGAAGCGCGUCUUCACCCAUGGCGGCGGCACGAGGGUCCCGAUCUGGGGUUUCGCGGGCGGCGUUAGCGCUGGUCGCGGCGGUUCUCGUGGGAUGCCUAGCCGGGGGCGUCUCGGCUGCCGAGAUCCGGCGGCAGAAGAACGUGCAGGUGGCGCUCCGGGCCAAGUGGGCCGGCACGCCGCUGCUGCUCGAAGCCAAUGAACUACUUUCAAAAGAACGGAAGGACUAUUUUUGGGAUUUUGUUGGCCAAUGGAAGGAACUGGACAAAGGAUCUGAAUGUCUGACUGCCAAAUGUUGUGUUCAGAAGAUUGUUGAGGAUGUCCGCUCACUUCUCAGCGAGGCACUGGCUUCAGUUUUUGAGUUUUCUCUUACCCUUAGAUCAGCAUCGCCGAGAUUAGUGCUGUAUAGACAGCUCGCAGAGGAGUCUUUAUCUUCACUUCCUGUCAAGGAUGAUGCACUGGAGCAAAUUCCUGGCAACGGGCCUGUGGAAGAAACUUGCUGCUGGGUAGAUACAGGGAGCACUUUAUUGUUCAACUCAGCUGAUCUACAUAAAUGGUUAGAGGGAUCAGGCAAAGGGGACUCCACUGGACAACCUGAACUCUUUGACUUUGACCAUGUGUAUCCUCGCUCAAAUAUUACUGCUCCAGUUGCUAUAUUUUACGGGGCUGUUGGGACAAAAUGCUUUAGAGAGCUGCAUGUUCAUUUGGCAGAAGCGUCAAAGCAGGGAAAAGUCAGAUAUGCUCUGCGUCCUGUUCUGCCAUCUGGAUGUCAGGCUUCAUCUAGCUUUUGUGGUUCCAUUGGUGCUGCAGAUGCAGUCACUUUGAGUGGUUAUGGGGUGGAACUCGCCCUAAAAAACAUGGAAUACAAGGCCAUGGAUGACACUGCUAUAAAGAAGGGUGUUGCUCUGGAAGAUCCUAAAACUGAGGACCUCAGUCAAGAAGUCAGAGGAUUCAUAUUUUCCAAAAUUCUGGAACGCAAGCCAGAGCUAAAUGCCGAGAUUAUGGCCUUUAGGGACUCUCUGUUGUCAUCAACAGUAUCUGACACACUUGAAGUCUGGGAACUCAAAGACUUGGGUCAUCAGACAGCACAGAGGAUCCUUCAUGCAUCAGAUCCUUUACAGUCAAUGCAGGAAAUCAAUCAAAAUUUCCCCAGUAUAGUGUCUUCACUAUCACGAAUGAAGCUUGAUGAUUCCAUAAAAGAUGAGAUCAUAGCAAAUCAGCGGAUGGUGCCACCUGGCAAGUCACUAAUGGCUUUGAACGGUGCUUUGAUUAAUAUUGAGGACCUUGAUCUCUACCUGUUAAUGGACAUGGUCCGUGAAGAGUUGUCUCUGGCUGAUCAAUUCAUCCGAUUAAAGCUGCCUCAAAAUGCUGUCCACAAGAUCCUUUCAGCAGCGCCACCAGCAGAAUCUAAUUCAUUCCGGGUUGACUUCCGGGGUUCCCAUGUUCACUAUCUUAAUAACUUGGAGGAAGAUGACUUGUAUAAAAGGUGGAGAAGCAACCUCCAAGAGCUGUUGAUGCCAGUAUACCCUGGUCAGAUGCGCUACAUCCGUAAAAAUUUAUUCCACGCGGUUUAUGUGUUCGAUCCUGCUUCAGCCUGUGGUGCAGAGACCAUUGACAUGAUCCUGUCCAUGCACCAAGAUAAUGUUCCUGUAAGGUUUGGUAUCAUAAUGUACUCUUCAAGACUCAUAAAUGUUAUUGAAGAAAAUGAUGGAUCUAAAAGCGAGGAGGACACUUCUACUUUGAUAAUGAGGCUUUUCUUGUACAUCAAGGAGACAUACUCGACACAGUUGGCAUUCCAAUUCCUAAGCAAUAUACAUGGUUCGAGGAAUGGUGGCGAUGACUACAGUGAAGAGCCCGUGGAAGCUCAUCAUGUGGAAGAAGCAUUUGUUGAUUCCUUAUUGUCAGGUGCUAAAUCUCACCCUCAAGAUGAGCUGCUGAAGUUGCAAAAAGAGAACUUGUACAAGCAAGAGGCUGAAGAAAAUUCUCGUUUUGUUCACAAACUCGGAUUGUAUAAGCUCCAGUGUUGUUUAUUGAUGAAUGGACUCGUUCAUGAAUCAAAUGAGGAUGCGACCAUGAAUGCUAUGAACGAUGAGCUUCCUAGGAUACAAGAACAAGUCUACUAUGGGCAUAUCCAGUCCCAUACAGAUGUUUUGGAGAAAUUUUUGUCAGAAAGUAGCUUCAAGCGGUACAAUCCAUCAAUUACUGGAAAGAACACAGAGAAGAGAUUUGUUUCAUUAUUUGCAUCGUAUCAUCAAGAAGAUUCUGUACUUCAUGACAUAAACUACUUACAUUCUCAUGGAACUACAGAUGAUGUGAAACCUGUAACUCAUCUAUUUGCUGUUGAUCUUUCUUCGAAGACCGGGACAAAGUUGCUUCAUCAGGCCAUACGUUACCUGAUGGAUGGGCCUAAUAGAGCUCGUGUUGGUCUACUACUAUAUGCCCGCCGUGAUAGUGUUUCUACUAUUUUACUUAUGAAGGAUAUCAUUGAUAGAACCAUUUCAUCUUUUAGCAACACGGAAAAGGCACUGAACUUCCUUCAUGGGCUCUGCAAAUUUUAUGAAGGUCAACAUAUGGUGGUCUCUUCCGCAGUUGGUGAUAGCAUUAGCACUAUAAUGGACAAGGUGUAUAGCUUAGCUGCUGAAACUGCCUUGCCUGUUGAUGAUUAUAGAGCGUGGCUAACAAGUUUUUCUGCGGAUACAGUUCUCAAAGGGAUUGACAAGUUGUCAGACUUCUUGUUUGGUCAAUUGGGGCUUGAAUUCGGUAGCAAUGCUGUGAUUACUAAUGGACGGAUUUUUGUUGUGGGUGAAGGCGACUCGUUUUUAACCGAUGAUUUAGGUCUCCUUGAGUCUAUGGAGUAUGAGUUAAGAACGAAAUACAUACAUGAAAUAAUUGAAGAGGUUGAAUGGACAGGUGUUGACCCUGAUUACUUGACAAGCAAAUUCUACAGUGAUAUUACCAUGCUGGUGUCCUCAUCAAUGUCUGUCCGUGAAAGACCAUCUGAAAGAGCCCAUUUUGAAAUUUUAAAUGCGGAACACAGCGCAAUUAAACUGAAUAUUAUGAAUUCGAGUAUUCACAUUGAUGCUGUCAUUGAUCCACUAAGUCCGGCUGGGCAAAAAAUUUCUCCACUUCUACGCAUACUCUGGAGACGGAUUCGACCCAGCAUGAGAAUUGUCCUUAAUCCGAUUAGUUCCCUCGCAGAUCUUCCUUUAAAGAACUACUACAGAUUUGUUCUUCCGUCGAUGGAUGAUUUUAGCAGUACAGAUUAUUCUGUACAUGGACCUAAAGCUUUCUUCUCAAAUAUGCCACUAUCUAAAACACUGACAAUGAACAUCGAUGUUCCUGAACCAUGGCUUGUUGAGCCUGUCGUUGCCAUCCAUGAUUUGGAUAACAUCCUAUUGGAGAAUCUUGGGGAUGUUAGAACAUUGCAAGCUGUAUUUGAACUUGAAGCGCUCCUCCUUACAGGUCAUUGCAUGGAGAAAGAUCGAGAACCUCCCCGUGGACUACAGUUUAUCCUUGGCACCAAACAAAGACCACACUUGGUAGACACACUUGUCAUGGCUAACUUGGGUUACUGGCAGAUGAAAGUCUCCCCAGGGGUGUGGCACCUACAACUCGCUCCUGGGCGUAGUGCUGAUUUGUAUGAGUUACCUUCGAAACUUGUUGCCAUUGAUAGCUUGAGGGGCAAACUUAUACACAUUGAAGUGCAAAAGAAAAAGGGCAAGGAGCACGAGGACUUACUAAAUGCUGCCGAUGACAACCAUUUCCAGGAAAAGACGGAUAACAAAGGCUGGAAUACCAACCUUUUGAAAUGGGCUUCUAGUUUCAUUAGUGGUGAUGCAUCAUUAAAAAAGAAAGCUGAGAAAAACACUGCCCUUAAGGAUGCAAGACAAGGGGAGACAAUUAACAUAUUUUCUGUUGCUUCUGGGCAUUUGUAUGAGCGUUUCCUCAAAAUUAUGAUCUUGAGUGUUUUAAAGAACACUCAAAGGCCAGUGAAAUUUUGGUUCAUAAAGAACUAUCUAUCUCCACAAUUUAAGGACGUCAUACCCCACAUGGCUCAGGAAUAUGGAUUCGAGUAUGAGCUUAUCACGUACAAAUGGCCAACGUGGCUGCACAAACAGAAAGAGAAGCAACGGAUUAUAUGGGCGUAUAAGAUUUUGUUUUUGGAUGUCAUAUUUCCACUUUCUCUGAGGAAGGUUAUUUUUGUCGAUGCUGAUCAAAUUGUGAGAACAGACAUGGGAGAGCUGUAUGACAUGGAUCUGAAGGGCCGUCCCCUUGCAUAUACUCCAUUCUGUGAUAACAACAAGGAGAUGGAUGGCUACCGAUUCUGGAAACAAGGUUUCUGGAAAGAUCAUCUGCGAGGAAGGCCAUACCAUAUCAGUGCUCUUUAUGUUGUUGAUUUGGCCAAAUUUCGACAAACCGCUGCUGGGGAUAAUCUACGAGUUGUUUAUGAAACACUCAGCAAGGACCCCAAUAGUCUAUCAAAUCUUGAUCAGGAUCUUCCGAAUUAUACUCAACAUAGUGUGCCCAUAUUCUCACUCCCUCAAGAAUGGCUCUGGUGUGAAUCUUGGUGUGGAAAUGCCACAAAGGCAAGAGCAAAGACCAUUGAUCUCUGCAACAAUCCAAUGACAAAGGAACCGAAGCUUCAGGGUGCUAAAAGGAUAGUUCCAGAGUGGGUCGAUUUCGACAGUGAAGCAAGGCAGUUCACCACACGAAUUUUGGGGGAGAAUGCAGAGAUUGCCGAGUCCACUUCUCCACCCUCUGAUGCACCAAAGCCUGAUGAUAAAGACUUGAGCCAAGAUGUGAAAGAUGAGCUAUGAGCUACCGCCUCAACCUUAGCUUGAUCAUCUUCGAAGCAAGACAACUAUACUGGUCUGAUGCCCCAGCAGAAAACAUAGUUGGUGCACAGGAUAACAAAGUGCAGGCCCCAUAGCAACUGUAUCAGUAACUGUAAACACAUUAUACCUGUAGCACAUUGGCCAUGUCCCUGUCGCCAUCAUCGACGCAGCACACCAGAGCAUUUUUGUACACCCAAAUUCUGUAGGGCUAACUUGCCUGAUGUAGAUUGAUGAUGGAUCAAUGUAGUAUCUAGAUGAUAGAUGUGGCGAACGUUUCUCUAGGAAACUUUGUGACUAAACAAUUUAUAUACUCAAGAUGUUGCUAGUGCUAUAAAACAUAUCCCUUUUGCUA
Lolium perenne is the source of this 5371-nucleotide messenger RNA. Its product is annotated as UDP-glucose:glycoprotein glucosyltransferase. Lineage: Eukaryota; Viridiplantae; Streptophyta; Magnoliopsida; Poales; Poaceae. The record is from RefSeq and is a predicted model, not a curated record. Gene Ontology annotation, molecular function: UDP-glucose:glycoprotein glucosyltransferase activity. Gene Ontology annotation, biological process: ERAD pathway. Gene Ontology annotation, cellular component: endoplasmic reticulum.